AUGACAGAGUCUGAUCAAAAGAAAAUUCAUACUUUACUUCGCGAACUACAAAGUUUAAUUAAAAAUGCGCAGGAACAAUGGGGUAUUUCAUUAACAGGGCAGGGGACUGUUAAUGACAAGCUUAAAACGGUUGCUCCUGUUGCUAAUGCCGUUCAUCCGCUUGGGCCUAUUAAUAUAGUCGGAUUAUCUACAGAAUUCUCGCAAAAAAUUGCUUUGAUACGUUCAACAAUAUCUAAUUUUCGAAAUACAACUGUACAAGAUAUAUCGCUCAAUUUGAGUACUGGAACUGAUUCAUUAUUAAAAAGAUAUCAAUUGGCUUUACAGGAAGAAUCAGUUCGUCUCAAUACGGUUUCUGAAGUUCGAGAAAAUAUCAAGAUCUGUAAAGAAUUAGCUUUAGAUACAUGUCAAAAUAGUCAGGACACGUUUAAAUUCGUAAUUCAACAGACGAGUGAUUUUGGUAAACAACUUGGACUUAAGGUGUGGGAAGCAGAAAAAAGUCAUGGUUCUACACUUACUUUAUCGAUAAGUGGAUCUAUUAGUGUAGUGGACAUCAAAUUUGAUGAGACAGCACAUAAAAUAGUUCAAGUCACAAUUACUUACACAUACACACCUAAAGAUGACGAUCGCAUUGAUAAUCUGCUGACACUACAACUGAGUUCUGCUUUGGGUGGUGAUAUCCAAAAAAUUUUAACUAAUGGGCAUGGAAUCCCAUUGUUUCAUGUGGAGCGAGUUGGUCCUUCUAUUGCUUAUUGGGCGCUCAAAUCUCGCAUUUGUGAAACAGAUUGGAAUAAUGUUAAAGAUAUUGUCGCGAAAGGUGACAAUUGUGAGAGUCUCAGUUCAUUCUAUCAACUAUGGAUUAUGAUGGAAGAGUCUCGAUCAAGAAAUACUUUUCUUCCAAUCGAGAGAAAUCAUUAUUUAAUUGAAGAAAGUGAUAAUGUAUUUGAGUUGUUAGAAAGUUAUGACUUUAUGCCCCAAGAAUUUACAUUUCCACUGCUUCCAACACCAUUGAAGUUCAUACAGCAGCCAAAAGAUGGAUCACAUACGUCUGCAAACAUACAAUUUGUUUUACGGCUUUGUCCACCAGUAUACAUUUCUGACACAGUGGCCAAAGAAAUUGAAGAUUUAAUUUGUUUUUUUAUGCCAGGAUUUUUUGGGAGCAGAAUCACGACAGAUGAUCCCAAUAGUUUAUCUUUGGAAGAACUCUUGAUAUCAGACAUAGUUCCACCAGUUAAAAUGGCUCAUGGGUCAGCUAUGAUGAAUAUUAGUUGUGAAAAAAAAUUUGAAGAUUCUCCCUAUUCUCACAUAUAUAUUUUAGAUACCAAAAAAACGAAUGCUAAAAAAAUUGAGCGUAUUCCUUUCAUUUAUCCUUUUCAAAUUUAUAGUUUUACUGAGAUAUUACGACAACAACUUGUUUAUAAUGCUCUAUUUCAAAGUUGUUUUAAUUCUUCCACUGAUUAUUCACAGAAACAAUCAUCUACUACCAUUUUCGAAGUUCAAAUUAAAGUUCAAGCAACAAAUCCACCUCAUUCAUUAUCUGUAUCAUUUCAGUUACCAAAUGUUAUGACAGAUAUCUUACUACAGAUUACUAUUAUACGAGUAAAUUCUGAGCCUAUUGUUUUUUCUCCAAAUCCACUUUGGGAAGAUAAAGGUAACACUAAUGACACUACUUCAGUUUUGACUAGGAUAUUACAAUUAUGUCAUGAUAUACCUGAGUUAGUAAAAUGGAUACUCAAAUCAUCGGUUGAUAAUUUUAAAUCGGUUAAAGAGGAAGAGUUAAUAAUCAAAGAGGAAGAAUUAAUGGAACUUUGA
Cetraspora pellucida is the source of this 1809-nucleotide messenger RNA. Lineage: Eukaryota; Fungi; Glomeromycota; Glomeromycetes; Diversisporales; Gigasporaceae. The record is from the annotation of a GenBank genome assembly.